This is a messenger RNA of Beauveria bassiana ARSEF 2860, 3297 nucleotides long. Its product is annotated as NAD(P) transhydrogenase. Gene Ontology annotation, molecular function: NADP binding; NAD binding. Lineage: Eukaryota; Fungi; Ascomycota; Sordariomycetes; Hypocreales; Cordycipitaceae. The transcript is spliced from 8 exons. Gene Ontology annotation, biological process: NADPH regeneration; proton transmembrane transport. The record is from RefSeq and is a predicted model, not a curated record. The coding region runs from base 1 to 3297 and encodes 1098 amino acids. Gene Ontology annotation, cellular component: mitochondrial inner membrane.
AUGGCGUCCCAUUUCCUGCGCCCAUUGGCUUCUGAGCUCUCCUCGUCCUCUACUGCCGCCGCGCGCAUCGGCCUCCAAGAUGGAAGAUUGCUGGUGAGCAACCGCCGCAGAUACCUCACCACCUUGAAGGCUUUCACCGCUCAGCGCGCCUCUGUACCCGCCGCUGCGAAGCCUGUCGCCCUCGUCCGCCAUGCCUCGGUAAACGCGUCCAUUCCACUACCUCCAAAGAGAUAUUCCACGGUCGUCCUGCCGCAGACUACUCCAUAUGCCCAGCUCAGCGUCGGCGUCCCCAAGGAGACCUUUCCCGGCGAGCGACGCGUUGCCCUCACCCCCGCCAACGUCGCGGUCCUGCUUAAGAAGGGCUAUGCCAAGGUCCUCGUCCAGCGCGGCGCCGGCGCUGCCGCUGACUUUCUCGAUUCCGCUUACGAAGCCGCUGGCGCCACCCUCGUCGACGACGCCUCCGCCAUCUGGUCUCGGUCCAACAUUGUCCUCAAAGUCCGCGGUCCGUCUCUGCAAGAGGUCGACUCUAUUCAAGAAAACCAGACCAUCAUCUCGCUGCUUCAGCCUGCGCAAAAUAAGGAGCUCGUGGAAAAAAUUGCUAGCCGCAAUGCCACCUGCUUCGCCAUGGACAUGAUUCCCCGUAUCUCUCGCGCCCAGGUCUUUGACGCUCUUAGUAGCAUGGCCAACAUUGCCGGUUACAAGGCUGUGCUGGAAGCCUCCAACGUCUUUGGCCGAUUUCUCACUGGCCAGGUGACUGCUGCCGGCAAGAUCCCGCCCUGCAAGGUUUUGGUUAUUGGUGCCGGUGUCGCUGGUCUCAGCGCCAUUGCUACGGCGCGUCGCAUGGGCGCCAUUGUCCGCGGCUUUGACACCAGACCGGCUGCCCGGGAGCAGGUCCAGUCUCUCGGCGCCGAGUUUAUCGAGGUCGAAAUUGAGGAAGAUGGCUCCGGCGCUGGCGGCUACGCCAAAGAAAUGAGCAAGGAGUUUAUUGAAGCCGAGAUGAAACUCUUCAAGGACCAGGCCAAGGAGGUGGACAUAAUCAUUACCACUGCCCUCAUUCCGGGCAAACCUGCCCCCAAGCUGAUCAAGAUGGACAUGCUUGAUGUCAUGAAGCCCGGAAGUGUUAUUGUUGAUCUGGCUGCUGAAGCCGGAGGCAACUGCGAAGCUACCAAACAGGGCGAGCUUGUUACGUACAACGACGUCAAGGUCAUUGGCUAUACUGAUCUUCCCUCUCGUUUGCCCACACAGUCGUCGACUCUGUACUCCAACAACAUCACCAAGUUUUUGCUCUCCAUGACUCCGCAGGAGAAAGCAUUCGGCGUUGAUCUCUCCGACGAGGUUGUCCGCGGCGCUAUUGUCACCCAAAAGGGCGAGAUUCUGCCUCCUGCUCCCCGCCCCGCGCCUCCUCCCGCCCCCGCCAAGCCGGCUGCGGCAGAGGUUGUUCCCGAGCCCGUCGCGCUCACACCCUGGCAGCAAAAGUCGCGCGAGGUCGGGUUUGUGACUGCCGGCAUGGCCUCUGUGCUGGCGUUGGGCAAGUUUACCGAUCCGCUCUUCAUGUCCAACGCCUUUACGUUUGCGCUGGCCAGUCUGAUCGGAUAUCGCGUCGUCUGGGGCGUGGCCCCUGCGCUGCAUUCGCCUCUGAUGAGUGUCACCAAUGCCAUUUCCGGCAUGGUUGGUGUUGGUGGUCUCUUCAUUCUCGGUGGAGGCUACCUCCCGGGCACCAUUCCCCAGACUCUUGGUGCUCUGAGUGUAUUGCUGGCCUUUGUCAACGUUGGCGGUGGUUUCGUCAUCACCAAGCGCAUGCUUGACAUGUUUAAGCGCCCUACUGAUCCUCCCGAGUACCCAUGGCUGUAUGCCGUCCCUGCUGUGGUGUUUGGCGGUGGCUUCCUCGCCGCUGCUUCCACAGGUGCUGCCGGCCUAGUCCAGGCUGGCUACCUUGUUUCAUCCGUUCUCUGCAUCGGCUCAAUUUCUGGCCUGGCUUCGCAAGCCACUGCCCGCAUGGGCAACAUGCUGGGCAUGCUUGGUGUUUCUUCUGGUGUCCUCGCUAGCUUGCUCGCCGUGGGCUUCUCUCCCGAGGUGCUGACCCAGUUUGGUGCUCUGGCCUCGAUUGGUCUUCUUGCUGGUGCCUUGAUUGGAAAACGCAUUACUCCCACUGAUCUCCCACAAACCGUUGCUGCCCUACACUCCGUUGUCGGUCUUGCCGCUGUCUUGACCAGUAUCGGCAGUGUCAUGGCUGGCAUCUCAGACAUUUCCACCUUGCACAUGGUAACCGGUUACCUUGGCGUUUUGAUUGGUGGUAUCACCUUUACUGGCUCCAUUGUUGCAUUUAUGAAACUGGCUGGCAGAAUGUCUUCAAAGCCCAAAAUCUUACCGGGACGACACUUCAUAAAUGGUGGUCUCUUGGCCUCUAAUAUUGCUACCAUGGGUGCCUUUGUCACUAUGGCCCCCGGCGCGCCGCUGAUUGCAGCCGGCGCCUUGACUGCCAACGCGGUCCUAAGCUUUGUCAAGGGCUACACUACCACGGCUGCCAUUGGUGGUGCUGACAUGCCCGUCGUCAUUACCGUGCUCAACGCCUACUCUGGCUUUGCCCUCGUGGCAGAAGGCUUCAUGUUGGACAACCCCCUCCUUACGUCGGUGGGGGCUCUGAUAGGCGUGUCCGGUUCCAUCCUGUCCUACGUGAUGUGCGUGGCCAUGAAUCGAUCGCUAACCAAUGUCUUAUUUGGCGGUCUGUCGACGCCGACAGAGGUACAAGAGUACAAACCACAAGGUGAGGUGACCAAGACAUCGACCGAAGAGUUAGCCGAUGCCAUGCUCAAUUCCGAAUCCGUCAUUCUGGUGGUCGGCUACGGCAUGGCCGUCGCCAAGGCGCAAUAUGCCAUUUCCGAAAUCGUUUCCAUGCUGCGCGCCAAGGGUAUCACGGUGCGCUUUGCCAUCCACCCCGUCGCCGGCCGCAUGCCCGGCCAGUGCAACGUGCUGCUCGCUGAGGCCAGCGUCCCCUACGACAUUGUCCUGGAAAUGGACGAGAUCAACGACGACUUUCCCGACACGGACCUGACGGUUGUGAUUGGCGCCAAUGACACGGUCAACCCGAUUGCCAUGGAAAAGGGCAGCGCUAUUGAGGGCAUGCCCGUACUACACGCGUGGAAGAGCAAGCAGGUGGUUAUCAUGAAGCGCGGCAUGGCCAGCGGCUACGCUGAUGUGCCGAACCCCAUGUUCUACAUGCCCAAUGCAAAGAUGCUGUUUGGCGACGCCAAGGAUUCUUGCGAAGCCAUCAAGACAGCGCUCCAGUCCAAGCAGUAG